This is a messenger RNA of Homalodisca vitripennis (glassy-winged sharpshooter), 280 nucleotides long. Its product is annotated as vacuolar ATPase assembly integral membrane protein VMA21 homolog. Gene Ontology annotation, biological process: vacuolar proton-transporting V-type ATPase complex assembly. Gene Ontology annotation, cellular component: endoplasmic reticulum membrane. NCBI's taxonomy places the organism in Eukaryota, Metazoa, Arthropoda, Insecta, Hemiptera, Cicadellidae. The record is from RefSeq and is a predicted model, not a curated record. The transcript is spliced from 2 exons. The coding region runs from base 16 to 273 and encodes 85 amino acids.
UGAGAUAUUAUUGUUAUGUUUCAGGAUAGCCAGGAUUUGGCUCUGUUCAAGACAAUAUUGACAUAUUGUGUAUUUAUAUUGGUUUUACCAGUAUGCACUUUCUUUGGGUCAAAGUUUUUUCUGUUUGAUGGUAUUUUGGGUCUGACAGCAAUGAACAGUAAUGUUUAUGCAGCAAUAGUUGCUGUAAUAUCACUGCACUUUGCACUUGGAUCAUAUAUCUUCCGAGCAUACUCGUAUGACCAACCACCCAAAGCUCCAGCUAAAGUCGAUUAAAUUAAAA